AGCGAGAAUAUGAUUGGUGGAAAAUGUCAAUCAGACCUCGAUUGCAUGCAACUGCCACUCUCAUCCAGUGAGAUUGAUCCUUCAGAAGCUAUUCGUGUGCGAUCGCCAAUGCAAAUUACAUGCAGUGAGAAUAUUCCCUUAUUCUCCUCAGUUAUUAUAUGGUUCAUGAGUGAAUAUAUGCCAGUAUACAUUCAUAUCUACUAGUAAACAAUCAAUCUAUCAAAUUUUCACACCAACUCCGUUUUUUUCCCUUCUCUUUGUGUCAUUUCUUCAUACUUCUCUUUUAAAUUCCGUAUUUUAACUGUCAAAAUGGAUAUUUUGUGCUUGAAUUAUAUCAUAAUUUUUUGUUUGUUUUGUUUAAAACUAAUUAAUUGUAAUAGUAAUGUUUGUGGCUCAUUAGGAAAUGGAUGUGAUGAAUCAAUGGAUGAUUCUCCGCAUAAGUCUAUUUAUUCUGAAAAAUGGAAUAGAAUAAUGCGCCUCAUUGAUGAUGCAAAUUCACGAUAUGAAGACUGCAGUUUUAACAAUUGCUCCUGUUAUCAGAACACUAUGAACAAAGAUUUAAGCCCAUGGCAUCUAUCUGGCAUCACAGAAGAAGAUAUAUUAGAAAGCAAACAGAAAGGAACUCAUUAUCAAAUUAUAAACCAUACGUUAUAUCGUGAUAAGGACUGCAUGUUUCCAUUUAGAUGCAGUGGUGUUGAGCAUUUCAUUCUCAAGUUGCUAACUAAACUUCCUGACAUGGAAUUGAUUCUCAAUACCAGAGAUUAUCCUCAAGUCAUCAGAUAUGGAAAACCAUUACCAGUAUUCUCAUUUAGUAAGACUAAUCAGUAUUGGGAUAUAAUGUAUCCUGCAUGGACAUUUUGGGAAGGUGGACCUGCCAUUAGUCUUUAUCCUACUGGAAUUGGAAGAUGGGAUCUACAAAGAGAAACUAUAAACAGGACAGUCGAGAAAUGGCCGUGGCACAAGAAAAAAACUGUUGCAUUUUUUCGGGGAUCUCGUACCAGUGCAGAAAGAGACAAACUGAUUCUCAUGUCUCGUAAAAAUCCAGAUUUCAUUGAUGCUCAAUACACAAAAAAUCAAGCUUGGAAAUCAGAUGAAGAUACACUUGGUGCACCACCAGCUUCUGAAAUCUCUCUAGAAGAUCAUUGCCUUUACAAAUAUCUUUUUAACUUCAGAGGAGUGGCAGCAAGUUUCAGGCUCAAGCAUUUGUUUUUAUGUAGAUCUCUAGUCUUCCAUGUAGGUGAUGAAUGGUUGGAAUUCUUCUAUGAAGAAAUGAAACCAUGGGUUCAUUACAUUCCUCUUGGAACAGACUUAUCAAGUGUUAGUGAUUUAUUAAACUUUGCAACUGAAAAUGACGGAAUUGCGAAGUCAAUUGCAGAAAGGGGUUUCAAUUUCAUAUGGAAUCAUUUAAAAAUGGAAGACAUUCUUUGUUAUUGGGAAAACUUGUUGCUAGAAUAUGCCAAGUUGUUACGAUACAAGCCAAAGAGAAAUCCUCAACUCAUCAAAAUAAAAUCUAGGUGAAUUAUUUUAAAUUAAUAAAUGAUUUAAAGUGUGACAUAUCUAGAUUUCAUCAUACCAUAUUUAUGUAACUUCUAUUCAUUGCUAGUUAUGUCAAAUGGACCAAAGUGUAUAGAACAUUUUCAUCCUUGGAAAGCUUUAUUUAUUUAUUAUUUUAAUUACUUCAUUUGAUGCACACAGUCAAAUUGAGUCUAUGUUUUCAUAAAAUAAAACUAUAGUUUGUCUACGGUAAGAACUCUCCCUGUCACAAAGUCUGAGACCAUCUGCUGCUAUGGAAACAAGAAUUUCGAGGGUAGCUUCUCUUCAAUCUGGGGCUACCAACACAAUAGACCGGAGAAAAAGAUUAUUAUUCUCUCGCCUUUUCUGUACAUUACCGAGCAAAAACUUGUCCUAAUCAGUGACCUCACACCCCUACUUGAAAUAGUUAUACCUCAUAACCAUAGUCACCGCCAUGGGGCUAGGAGAGUUCUUACUUUAGACAGUGUACUAUUAUUUAUUGUGCUUCUAAGUGCAUCACUAAGCACUAUGAUUGUGAUAUUAUAAUAUUUUGGGCUAAUUUUUGCCAAAAUUCACUUCAUUAAUAUAUUGAAUUAUUGUUGCUGAACCAACUCAUUUGUACGGGGAAAAUAUGAAUUCCAUGCAUGUAUAUGUAUGUUAAAAAGUGUGAUUUUCUGUCUUACAAAGCAUGGUUUUAUUGAAAUUGAGAAACAUUCUUUGGUAAUUUUACAUUCCAUUAAAAGUUUUUAAACACAGUUUUAUGUUCAUCAAGUUAUUCAUGUAAACUAGGUAUUAUCAAUCUCCAUUGUAUUUGGUUUGUGUGUAUGUGUAAAGGUGGCAAUUAAAAAACAAAAUCUUUUGAAUAA
Molecule: messenger RNA, 2378 nt
Organism: Parasteatoda tepidariorum (common house spider)
Lineage: Eukaryota; Metazoa; Arthropoda; Arachnida; Araneae; Theridiidae
Product: protein O-glucosyltransferase 1
Biological process (GO): protein O-linked glycosylation; positive regulation of Notch signaling pathway
Cellular component (GO): endomembrane system
Molecular function (GO): UDP-glucosyltransferase activity; UDP-xylosyltransferase activity
Source: RefSeq, a predicted model, not a curated record